CUUUGGUGUAGUGAAGAGAGUGAAGACAAACAUGGAAGAGCUCAGCGCCGUCGGGGAGCAGGUCUACGACGCCGAGUGCAUCCUGAACAAGCGUCUGAAGAAGGGAAAGUUGGAGUUCCUUGUGAAGUGGAGGGGAUGGUCAUCCAAGGACAACAGCUGGGAGCCUCAGAAAAACAUCCUUGACCCCCGACUGCUGGCUGCGUUCAACAAGAAAGAGCAGGAGAAGGAGCAGAUCAUGCGCAAGAAAGGGAAACGACCCAGGGGAAGGCCACGGAAAGUUGUUGAGAUCAACGCUGAGGCCACCAAGUCGUCCAGCUCUUCUUCGGGCUCCUCGUCUUCAUCCUCCGACUCCUCCUCGUGUUCCUCCUCUUCCUCCUCCGAGGACGAGGACGACGAGGACGAUGAUGACGGCGCCAAACCGGUGAGCCCCGGCGUCCGGACGCGAGAGCUUCACCCGGGGCCUCAGAAGAAGGCCCAGAUCGUCGUGGCCAAGCAGGAGCCCCCUAAGAAACGGGGUCGGAAACCCCAGGCCUCCCCGGAGCUCCGGACCUUCCAGCCGAUCAAGGGCCUCCGCAAGAUCGCCUCCAGGGAACCCAUGGCGAUAGAGCCGCCGGGCGCCAUCAGGAAGCCUGCACACCCGGCCGGCUUCUCCUUCCCGGGCUACCCGAGGGCUUCCCCCAGGGAACAGCUUGGUGGAGCGAACAGGGGCGCCCUCAGUCCAGCCGGGGCCGGUCAGACCCCCACAAGCCCCCUGGGGUUGGCCAGCAGGGCGGCCCAGCCCGCCUCUCCGUCCCUGAACCGAUCAGGCCAGAACAGGAACAGCGCCGACGCUAAACUGUCCGUCUCUGUUGCGAGCGGCGUGCCGGGUCUGGCCGGGAAUAAAUCCAAAGGAGUGGCCUCUUUGAGCGUCAACGCCCCCAAGCGGGCGCCACAAGGCUCGGCGCAGCCCCCUCUGGGCUCUCCCCUCAGACAGAGGAAGCCCGACGCCCCCGCGUCGCCAGCUCUACAACGGCUCCAGGCCGGCAAAGCAUCGUCCUCGUUUAACGGCCAAGCCAACGGCCUCCAGCCUCUGAACCUCCAGAGCGGCCGCAAACCGCCGCCGGGGGGAAGCAGCGCUCCAGAGGCCGCGACCGUUCCCACACAGGGCCUCAGGAACGCCUCGACCCCAGGGGGCAAGCCUGUGGCCGGGCAGCGGCAGGAGCCCGGCUGCGCCCAGACCCCCGUCUCCCCGGCCGGGUCGCUGCCCCGCAAGAGCCAGCCUGGGGCGGCCCAGGUGAGGCCGAGGGGCGAGGCGGGCUCCAACGGAGGGGAGAGGCUCACCGGCCGGGCCCAGAGCAGGACGGACAAGGGGGACGCGCUGAAAACGGAAACGGUGGCGGCGGCGACGACUAUUCAGGGUAAACGGGACGCUACCGCCGCCGGCAAAGACAGCGGCGGCGGCAAGCAGCCCAAGAGCGGCACGAGCACGGGGGAGGAGGGCAGCAGCUCGGACUCGGACCAGGACUCGUGUUUCCCGGGCAGCGGCCAGCAGGACCUCUCCAUCUCGCUCCAGAGCAGCCAGGAGUGGAAGCCCACGCGCAGCCUGAUAGAACACGUGUUCGUCACGGACGUCACGGCCAACCUGGUCACCGUCACGGUGAAGGAGUCCCCCACCAGCGUGGGCUUCUUCAACAUGAGGAACUACUGAGGCGAGGCACCCACCUUCUGACCUCAAGAAGGUCCCCUCACUUAGACCUCUGAAAUCUGCCUGGGGGGGGGGGGGGACGCUCAAGCACUGUACAUUUUUAGUGUUGAUAUACACCGAGGGCUGCGGUAAUGCAAAUCCUGUAAACAUUUAACAUUUGUGUAGGUUUGUAGAGUGUUGAUUAAGACCAGCUACCGUCGGGCUAGGCUGUAGCAAUGCUUUCUCUUUCUAGCCGUUCUCCAUCUCUCUCUCUCUCUCUCUCUCUAUAAAUAUUCUUGACGGAUGUUGAAAGGAAAACAUCUUGUAGGGCAACUUGUGUACUUUUAACCUAGACCUUUUUGUUUUUAUAUCAUUUGGAGUCAAACAGACUUAAAGGGAUCUAAAUCCUUUCUUUUUUUACUAAGACCUGUCUUAGCAGACGAGCUCUAACUAGCUGUUGCAAGACAGAGCUGCACUACAAGACAGCAGAUCAGGCUGAGACCGACCGCACGCUGGCAUUCUAGCAUCGACUCCAAAAGUCUGCGCUCUGAGUUUUGGGCUGUACGAAAGUCGAUAACCACAGUAUGCAGAUAAUAGUCACGGCAACGGUGUACGGUGCGAUUACAGUAAUCAAGCAAUUGGCUGCUGUGGUGGUUGUAAUAUUGUCACAACUGCAGUGGAGUGCUACAGAGGAAUGAUAAAGAAGAGCAUUGGGGAGACGGCAGUUUGUUCGCUCAAACACAGGCGUGGCCAGUUGGCAGAUGAAGGCUUCCCACUGCGAGGCGUCCGUGUUCAUUCUGGGACUGUGAUCAGUGUGGUGGAUGGCAGGUUAAGGGAGGUGACUACCUGAAUUACUCCGUGGAGUUUAUCAUGUACGAAAUUAUAUAUUUUUUGUGAAAUUUGUUUACUCCUUGGGCUGCAGUGCCAGAGUGGGAACUUCCGCCCACGACAUCCGUUUAUUUUGUUGUGGGUCAGUAGGAAUUUCAGUUAGGCAUAAUGGCCUGGGAGAACAUGCAGAGGAAGAGAUUCCACACAAUGAAGACCACAACUAGGCCCAAUCCUAGUGUUACUGUAUAUAUUCUGUUAAUAGCUGGAACACCAUCUGAGGACACCAGUCAUAUGCUUUUUUUUAUUUUUGUGG
This is a messenger RNA of Gadus chalcogrammus (walleye pollock), 2804 nucleotides long. RefSeq names its product chromobox homolog 2 (Drosophila Pc class) (gene cbx2). Lineage: Eukaryota; Metazoa; Chordata; Actinopteri; Gadiformes; Gadidae. The transcript has 5 exons. Bases 32 to 1687 code for a protein of 551 amino acids. Gene Ontology annotation, biological process: negative regulation of transcription by RNA polymerase II. The record is from RefSeq and is a predicted model, not a curated record. Gene Ontology annotation, cellular component: heterochromatin; PRC1 complex.